This is a messenger RNA of Tilletiaria anomala UBC 951, 432 nucleotides long. RefSeq lists its product as uncharacterized. NCBI's taxonomy places the organism in Eukaryota, Fungi, Basidiomycota, Exobasidiomycetes, Georgefischeriales, Tilletiariaceae. The record is from RefSeq and is a predicted model, not a curated record. The transcript has a single exon. Bases 1 to 432 code for a protein of 143 amino acids.
AUGCGCAGCCGCGUGCCUACUACUACCACAGCAGCGCAAGCGCGCUCGGAAGACCCCACCUACAGCAGCGCUCGUCCCUGCACAUGGCCAGCUUCGCACUGGCGCACCUCGCUCCCGCGCUCACUCGCCUCUGCGUCAGCGCUUAACUCUCCGAGCCCACGCCGCGGCUCGGCGGGCGCGCCGGACUGCACAGCGCCAGCGGCAGCAACAGCGGCGGUGCCAGCGCAAUUAGUACGACCAACGCAACUAGCGCGCCGCUACUCGCCCAUUUUAGUCACGUCAUCCCCGCUCGCGCCACAUGCCGACCUGUUGUCCCUGUCGCCAUCGCCCGCGCUCGGACGCAGCCUGCAGCGUCUCAGCCUGCAAACGUCCGCCUCGGCGUCGGGGCGCAGCAGCGCGGUGGCGCACAAAAAGCAGCAGCUUCAGCUUUAG